AUGAACGGAUGUCUCUCGGAUGUCUUCGGCACGGAACGGGUCAUAAAUCUCGUUGUUGGAGACUAUUUCAAAGCCGAAUCCCCACUCCUUGCCUAUACAGACCAAGCCAACGAGCUUAUUACCUGGCUGAGAAGUAAGACCAUACUGCUCAACACACUCCGGGAGAAGCAAGAGAGCCUCGGCCAGUGUGUCUUAACCAUUAUCCGUGCGAUCAUCACCAGGUGGACAAUGCACCUACGUGCCUAUGAACACCUCCUCCUCGUGUUUCAGACCCUGCAUCUGAUCAUACUCGAAGAUAUGGCUCGAGCAAAUGAGAAUCAAAAGGUUGUUAUCACAGGUGACACAAAAGCGAAGGCCAAAGCACGCGAAAUGUGUGCCAUUAUCCAGUCAGAUCUAUUCUGGCAGUCACUUGCACGUGUCGUUCGUCAUCUCCAUCCACUGGGAAUUGCUGCCAAUAUUAUACAAUCUGCAUUCUGUCGUCUUGAUAUGGUGAUCCUGACAUUCGGCUCUUUGGUCUACGAGUACAAGCAGAUGACAGACCCUGACGACAUCCCAGGAUGUACAGCAAUUAUUGACAGCAUCGAGCGACGCUGGUCAAAGACUGAUCAGGAACUCUUCAUCGGGGCACUCAUUGUCAACCCCUUAUACCGGCAGGAGCCACUCGCGCACCUUCCCCAUUUUACAAAUGCAUCAAUCAUCUCCCUUCUUGGUCGUCUCUGGAAGAGGUUCAAUAGAGCUGACAGAGUACCAGAUCAAUUCAAGAUCGAAGCAGGAGAGUAUCUCAGUGGUGAAGGAUUGUUCCACAACAUCAACAAGAUGACCCACAUAGAGCGCAAUAAGGUGAAGGAUAGUGAACCUGUGCGCACACCCGAUCCCAUUAAUAUCCUGCGAGGAUAUGGCCACGGACCAUCAUUUGGCCUAUUUGUGACCUUCGCAAUGAGGCUUCUCACAAUCAACGCCAACUCGGCAUCUUGUGAGCGCUUAUUCAGCGUCUAUGGUGCCAUUCUCACGGACAAGCGGAAUCGGCUUCUAUUGGACAACAUGAGGAACCAGGCUGAAUUGAAGGCACAAAUUCGGGAUGAGCACCAGAAGGACGGGACUGCAAAAAAGCGCCUCCAUGAGCGUUUUCAGAGCCACAAGCAAUCAAGUCGCGCAGCAGAGAAGGCCCCUGCGAGCAGAGGGGCAGAUUCAGGAGUUGAUACAGCUCGAUACCAGGUACCCACUGGAUCCAGCACUUCGCAACCGGCCCCUAGAGUGGUGUCUGUGGUUGGAGAAUCAGAGCAGAUGGAAGUAGACGACGUGCGAGAACCAGCAGCACCUUUGCCACCACCAAAUACGCUUCGCAAUUUUGUUGAGAUACAGCAAAGAAGAGUAACGAAUGAUGACACCGAUAAUGAUCCUCUUUUUUCUCCUAAUACUGUUUCCAGAGCUUCCUCAAAUCAUUCUGCUGCUACUUUGGCCCCGUCUCCAUCAACCGUGACAGCCUCUCCAGGUCCAAUUCUAUCAACUGCUGCAGGCUCUAAUGCACAAUCAUCGUCAAGAUCCCAGGUCGAGAUGCGACUACCCCUUCUCCCAAUUGCAACAAUUUUUAACUUCGAGAACACCUACUGGAAGAAAACCUUCGACUCGAUGACAAUAUUGACGUUUGACCAAGAGCUGGAAUUGUUUGAGUUGCUUGAUCUUGAUGCAGAUGGGGAGGAUGCGGGCGUAGAUGUCGAUGAGAGCACGGGAGAGGUUCUUUUAGCCCACCAGCCCACAAUCAUGGCCGACAACGACAAUUUGAUUGCGCCGCCGCCCACCUCAAUUCCUCCUACCACGAACCGGAAUCUGGUACCUCCUGACACUCCCCGACACGAUCGAAUGUCGUCCACCGAGCCCCUCACGUCUACAGCUUUCAUCAAGGACGAUGUGUUCAUCGCAGCCGCCAACGAGAUGAAGGGGAAAUUUGUUGGAUUCAUAAAGCCAGAGGUCUUUCUCGACCGCUUUCUACCAAUUUCGGUGAAUGCACCUGCUAUGCCACCAGUCAAUCGCGACAAGUUCGUUCCUAUCGCGCAGUUGCAGAAGGAGCCAGAUAUGUAUGAUCCCUUGAUAAAGGCUCUCGAACCGUUCUGCAAAGACAUCACGUUGGUCAAUACGUCUGCCGUGGAAGAUAAGGGGACUAGAGCCUUGCUUCACCGGAGCGUCAAGCCCGACAUUUCCUGCUAUAAAUCUGAUGAAGUCCCUUCGCGGCCUGACAUCACCUGCGCCCGGAGUAUGCUGAGCUACAUUGAAUUGAAGAACCACGAGCACGACGAACCAUUCGGCGUGGCCAGCAAGGAUCCCAUCGAGCGGACCUCGGACGGCGCACGCGACACGCGAGGGCAACUGGCGACUUACGCCAACGCCAUUCAGGCAACUCAAUUCCGAACUCACGUCCUUUCUGUUGUCAUUAAUCGCUCUCGCUGCCGCUUCAUCCACUGGACUCGAAGCUGCGCCAUCGUCACGGAAGGCUUUGAUUACACCUCGGAAGAUUGGCUUGCGAAGUUCUUUUGGCGCCUCUCUCACGCCGGUGACGUCGCUCGUGGCCUCGAUACGAGUGUUAUUCCGCUGAAUACAGUUUCUGAGGAGACAACACGUGCCCGCCGGGCCCUGGGCAUCACAGAUGAAGUCCCGAUCUUCAAGAUAUCGGUCACCGACGAUCAAACCAAGAAGACCAGCUAUUACAUCGUCAGUGAACCCUUCACGAAAAAUCACGUUCACCCUCUCGGCCGUGGCACGCGGUGUUUUCAAGCUUUCGACUGUCAAACGAAAGCCAUCGUUCUCCUCAAAGAUACAUGGCGGAUCGAGGGGUACGAAAAGGAGGGCGAUAUCUAUCGAGAGCUGCAUAAGCAUGGUGUCUCGUAUAUCGCAGGCCUCGUGGCAGCAGGUGAUGUAGGCGGUGUGACGAAUACCUGCGGCAAGACAAGCGAGACGUGGAAGCAUCGCGUCCACGUUCAUUACCGUCUUGUACUGGACACUGUCGGCUCCCACCUCACCGACUUUGACUCGACCCACGAGAUGGUGACAGCAGUGCACUGCGCACUCAUCGCCCACUUUGAGGCGGUGACCAAGGCGGGAAUACUUCAUCGCGAUGUUUCUGUCGGAAAUAUCAUCAUCACCGAUUCCGGAGGUUUGCUCAUCGACUGGGAGUUCUCCAAGAAGCUGAGCUUAAUAGGGGCGCGAGUCCUCGAGAGAACGGGAACCUGGCAAUUUGUGUCGAUACGUUUACAUGAAGGCCUUGGUAAACUUAUUCACAGGGUCGGUGACGACCUGGAAUCUUUCCUCUGGGUUCUUGUCUGGGUCGCUCUUCGGAACGCCAAAAAUGACAUGACCAUCCCGCAACGAGCACUGUUUCUGCAAGCCUUCGACUACUCUGUUGAUGGAGAGGGUGGAUUGGCAAGGAGGAACUAUAUCCGACAAGAUUACUUGGCGAUCGAGGACGUGAAGCUGGACAACGAGUUCUUUUCGCGGAUUCUCAGCAUUCUUUGGUCGAAAUUUGGUGCUCGGUAUGGUACUACUGCUUUCCGCACGAGGACCGUGUUGCAACAGGACAAGUGGUCGGUGGAGCUGGAAUCACACGAGUGGAUGCUCGGUGAGGUGAAAAAGGCGCUGAAGGACGAGGAGUGGCGCAACUGCGGCCGUGAUGGCUCGGUUAAACAAGAGUAUCAUACCUCCCUUCCUUCAACUAGCCGGAAACGCAAGGGAUCAGACUCGUACCCUGAUCUCCCAAGACAUACACGUCGCCACUGA
This is a messenger RNA of Cyclocybe aegerita, 3768 nucleotides long. The record is from the annotation of a GenBank genome assembly. NCBI's taxonomy places the organism in Eukaryota, Fungi, Basidiomycota, Agaricomycetes, Agaricales, Hemipholiotaceae.